Fusarium odoratissimum NRRL 54006 is the source of this 567-nucleotide messenger RNA. RefSeq lists its product as uncharacterized. Lineage: Eukaryota; Fungi; Ascomycota; Sordariomycetes; Hypocreales; Nectriaceae. Bases 1 to 567 code for a protein of 188 amino acids. The record is from RefSeq and is a predicted model, not a curated record. The transcript has a single exon.
AUGUACUACGACAAGAGGACAAGGCGGCAAUGCCCAGAACUCACAGCGGUCAACGUGGACGUGUUUCGGUGCAAUCCAGGCCUUGGCGUUUCUCGGCACCCACCCGUGAUAAGAUUUCGCCAAGCCUUCAAAGGCCUCAGAAGGGGGAACACCAACGCUACUGUACCCGUCUUCUCGCUGCUGCUGCUCGGCAGGCAUGCUAUGGACUUGUCUGCUGUCUGCUUUGCUUUGCUUGGCUGGUUCUUGUCGUUUCUUGGGUACGAACCUUUCCUUUCCUUUCAUUCAUUUGUCACCAUUUCUUGUCUUUCCCGUCUGUGUUAUAUAUCUAUCCCCAUCGGUUCGUUCCUCUACAAUAUCUACGCCUGGAUGGCCUUCGACAUUGUCAGAGACGCUGUCCUCGAUAUUCUUCACGCGCGUCUUGUCUGCAGCUGGAAUAUAGCCAAGUCUGCGCGAAACCCCACACUGCAGAUUGUCUGCCCAGCGAAUCUUUCACGCGCCCUUUUAUCCAACGAGAACGCAAACUACUGGUCGCAUUGCCGGAUGGACAAGAGUGACGAUCGUCAUUGA